UUUCCCCGCCUGUAGUUCGCGUCAGCCGGCGUCACUCUCGCUACGUGAUAGCCUCCGAUCCCUGGGGGUGUGAACCGAACCGGCUUGGUUUCCGCAGACAAUGAAACUGGGGCUGCGUGCAGCGCGCAGGUAAACGGCUUCGGAGCGCCGGCGACCGGGCUGCCUAACUUUUGCUCAGUUAUUAUUUUUUUCCUUCAGUCUUACGAACCAGAUUUUGUCAUAUGACCUUUCGUUAAAUUGAAGUAUUUACGAAUUCGGGGGGAUAAAAAAGAAACUUAAUUAUACAUUCACUGCGGAGGAUCUUUUAUUCUUUGCGUCACUCGCAAAGCAGAAAUUAGAAAAUGUCAGCGUUUGGGUCCUCGGAUUACUUAGCCGCUGAGUUGCUGGUGCUGAUGUCGAAUGGACCCGUCCUGCACCCUUCUAGCCCUGCAGGCCUGGGUCCCCUCCAGGGCCUUUCUCGGGGCGAUCCGGGUCAGGGGUCGAGCGAGGAUAGGGAGGUCUAUGAUACGUUAAAGAAGGGACGCGACAUUAUAACCGUGGCCGCGAGUUUCGCGGAGCUUCGUGGCAAGUUUCGCCCCAUGUCGACCUACUCGGAGAGCAGCAACUCCUCCGUGGGAGACCCUGACAGCCUUUCGUGCAGCGAGAGCGGCUACACCACGUUGUCCGACUCCACCACUCCGACCCCCACGAUGACUCCUUCCGCCACCCCGACGCCUGGACAGCACAACCUCCCAGCUCAGCCCCGGGGCGUGGGGGCGUCCCGAUCCCCCGCGAAGCGACACCCGUGUACCUUUGAUGGAUGUGACAGAAUCUACGGGAAAUCGUCCCACCUGAAGGCGCACAUCCGGACCCACACAGGCGAGCGGCCCUUCCCUUGCACUUGGUCCGGCUGCGAGAAGAAAUUUGCCCGCUCAGACGAGCUGGCACGCCACACGCGCACCCACACUGGCGAGAAGCGCUUCCAGUGCCCGCUCUGCGAGAAGCGCUUCAUGCGCAGUGACCACCUGGUGAAGCACGCCCGCCGCCACCCUGCCUUUAGUCCCUCCAUGAUCAGCCGCCGGGGGCCCUCUCCAGGGAUCACUCAGGGGCUAUAGCAUGCCCCCUCUGCUGGAGUGAUCAGUGAUGCCGGUCUACAACCCCUUAGACUGGAUCGGCCUGCCUGCUUGGUCUCCAUGGCGAUCGGGGGCGGGUUCACUUCCCAUGCAAAUGCCACUGCAGUGGAAUACAGUUAUAAAGCACAGCUGGACUGCUCUCCCAUAUCUGCAGAAUGACAACCUGCGUAGCAUAUGUUUAAAAAUCUGGUGGUUUAUUAGGAUUUUUUGGGGGAGGGGACAGUGCGGCCAGUGCUGCUAGGACACACCUUUGCUGUAAUGGCAGCAUGGAGUUCAGAAGGGUAUCCAGUGCAGCAUUAUAGCAGCCAUCGUCCAGCAUUACUGCUUCUGGCUGUGAUCACGACGAAAGGCGCCUAACACUGUCCUGUGACUCUUGCCUUCCUGUGGCGGGUCAUCUGCCCCCCCCUCCUUUUCCUGUGUCCCCCCCCCCCCAAACGACAGCAUGCCCCCACUCUGGAUCCACAGACCUUUCUGCUCAUCCGGACUCUCCUCCAUGUUUCCAUUCCAGUUUUUCACUGCCAGGCUGGGCACCAGUAUUUUAUCGGUGGUUAUUAUGAUUAUUAUUAAUAUUAUUGCUGUUUGUAACUGUAGUUGCAUAACCUUUUUUGUUUUACUAUUGCUUUAUUAGGCCUGAGGAGCAGGGAUGCCUUAAAACUGAUGUGUGUGUGUGUGUGUGAUGUAUAUAUAUAUUUCUCACAGCACCCAUGAAAUGUGACCAUUGUCACAUGGUAGCAUUGCACCUGAUUGCGGUGCAGUUCCUGUAAGCUUAAAGCGUUUGCCGUAGAAAUAAUAUACAUGCUAUUUGUAGUGAUGCUUGUGAUUCGUAUAGUCCUUAUAUUAGGGGUGAUACCGAUAUAUGCUUGCUUCGGCUAGAGCCACGUUGCUGUAUGUAUUUUUUUAAUUAGAAACUGACAAAUCCCUCGACGAUUUAGAAUUUCGUACGUUCACAAACAGCCUUAUCAUUUCUCAUCUAUGUUUUCCUACAGGCGUGCACCACAGUGCACGAAAAAAUGCGUUUUUAUGUAUAUGCAAUACGAGCACUUUCCUUGCAGGUACUGCCUUUGUCCCCGCCGAGUCUGCGGGCGUUUCCCCCCACCUUGCGGUGCUCCCGUCCUCUCUGACCAGUACUGUGAACGCUGAGCACAUGGUAGUCUGACUGGCGAAUGCCAAUCCCACAAACCUACUGCGCCCGCAUUUACGCUUGUCUUGUAGACGUCCAAGUGCUUGAAGAAGUGCAAUAAAGGACGGAAUAUACUGAAGUUCAUUGCCUUUAGAGGCCACCUCAAUUGCUUUUGAUUCCAGAUCUGAGUGCCUACGCGUUUUACUGUACUACAUUUGAAGUCGCGUACGCCACCGCAUACGUAAAACUUUGUCAUGCAGUUUGCUUGUUGUGUCACUAGAUGGCGCAUCUUCCGCUCCGCUACUGCGCACUGCGUCUUCGUGAGGAAAUCGACUUCAGGGAACGAUUAUUUUAAUAAAAGAAUCUUUUACUUUCUUGGCGUGAAAAAAUUAAUUAAAAUUCAAUUUGUUACAAGUAAAGGAGAUACUUUGUUUGGGUACUAAUGGGUGAAUUCGUUUUUUUUUUGUUUGCUAAUGAUAUUGGGUGGAUGAAUGAAAGAUAAAGUGCAGGACUAAGACUGUGAGGGAUUAUACACAUAUCUGGCGUAAGACCAUUCCCCCAAGAUUCUCGUGGAGUUGUCUCAGCCAGUAUAGACGUUUUCUCCUUCGAAAAGCUGUUAAUUCAAUUAAUUCAAUGUUAACAGUGUGGGGGUGUCCAUGGGUGUAAAUUAUGAGAGACGACCCCACCAAUAAUCAAAAACCCCCUUAAAUGGGUGGAAACCUCAACCCCCCAGUACUCAGCCCCAAGGGCAUAACUUCGGGUUAUCUGUACAUGGUUAGGCUGCGCACCCUGAAUUUCCCGGAUUCAGACCUGUCUUGGGGCGCAGAGUAGCACCACACUGAUACUUUCAUGCUAGAUUUUGUCUUUGAUAAGGUCAGGAGGAAUGGAGGGUAUAUGCAGCUUCUGCAGGUCCCUGAGGUCCAGACUGGGAGACGCUUUACCAUCCUUUCACCACAUGCCAUUCUCUCCUAAUAAGCAUGCAAAUUUUUGUACUCUUUCCGGAACACAUGACUUUUCUUAUGCCACACGAAACAAUUUUGCAACCUUGAUUUCUUUGAUUCUUCUGAGGUGCUGAUGCUUCUGGAAUAUUAUUGGUUGGAAACCCCGAGGUGGAAAGCUCAGGUCCCGCAAGUACAAAUCCAGACCAAGAUGUUCAAACCAACCAGUAAAGUAUAUAAAGAGUCACAGUCACAAAGUGCUCAGCUGGUUGGUUGAAACAAAAUUUGUACUUUCUGGACCUGAACUUUCCACCCCAGAGUUUCACUUAUCGCAGAAACCCUCUCCUGUCCAUAAUCCUGCGCAGUUUAAUAGAUAAAUCGACGCCUCUCAUUUCACUCAUCUGAUCUUAUGUUUUAUUUUGAUUCAUUUGAUUCAUUAUUAUGAUUCAUUUAAUUGUGUGUUUAGUAAUUGUCUCUGAACUGAAAAAUAAAACCCAUACUAGUUAUGGAAGCCUGGGUAUUUACCAGAGGCAGGUUUAUAAAUGACUAAUUACAGUAAUGGAGUAAUUGGUUAUAAUGUUGCAGUAUUCCUCUUCAUAUUCAGAACAUUGAUACUACACCACGCAGACACAGUGUUAGUAAGUAAAAGCAGUGCGCACCUUGACAGAGUAAACACACACUGUUUGUGAUGUCAGUGGUUACAAAUCCAUGCAAAGGUCUUUGAGCAUUACAGUCAAAUGACCAGUAAUAAACCGUAGCCUUAGUUCAAGAUUUCAGUAUUGUGUUCCCUGUUUCAUUCAUUUUCUUUUUGGGAGGGGUUUAGAACCUAUGCCAUACUGGAUGUAGAAAAUUACUUCACUCAGGUGUGUUUUGUCCUUUUAUAUGGAACAAGUUUUUUUUAUUAUUAUUAUUUCCUAAUUUAUUGUUUCCAUGUUAUCUAUUAAGCAUCUUUUAUAGAUGGUUUUAAGUUUGGGACAGUUUGUUUGCUAAAAGUCACAAUUUUUUAAAUAUUAAAUAAAAUCCAAAUAGGGACAAGGUU
Messenger RNA from Brienomyrus brachyistius, 4209 nucleotides. Its product is annotated as Krueppel-like factor 9. Gene Ontology annotation, molecular function: DNA-binding transcription factor activity, RNA polymerase II-specific; RNA polymerase II cis-regulatory region sequence-specific DNA binding. The record is from RefSeq and is a predicted model, not a curated record. NCBI's taxonomy places the organism in Eukaryota, Metazoa, Chordata, Actinopteri, Osteoglossiformes, Mormyridae. Gene Ontology annotation, biological process: regulation of transcription by RNA polymerase II. The transcript has 2 exons. Bases 342 to 1094 code for a protein of 250 amino acids.